Molecule: messenger RNA, 498 nt
Organism: Necator americanus (New World hookworm)
Lineage: Eukaryota; Metazoa; Nematoda; Chromadorea; Rhabditida; Ancylostomatidae
Exons: 1
Coding region: 1-498 (165 amino acids)
Source: RefSeq, a predicted model, not a curated record
AUGAGAGAUCGGCCCGUAAUCAGCAUCGAAAAUUACACCAUAUACUGCGGCGAUGCUGAUGAGAACAAAGUAUGUGGCUGCGCGAUAGCUGUGAGGAACGAUUACAAGAACCUGGUUGAGGGAUUUGGCUCAACGUCGUUUAGAUGCGCCUUUUUACGACUGCGGGAUCGCGGAGGACGUAAACUCUGGAUCGUAAGUGCUCACGCACCUACGGAAACCGCUGAGGGCAACAGUAAGGACGCCUUCUAUGAUGAACUCAAUGCGUUGAUGUCUAAAAUACCAAGCCAGCAGGUGGUCAUUGUCGGAAUUGACGCAAAUGCGAAGAUGGGACUCGAACAGCAGUCCGAUGUGCUAGGAAAAUGGUACUAUGCAGCGGAGCGCGCGUCGGACAACGGUGACUUGUCGACUUGUGCGAACAGAUGGGGCUCAUCAUCUCUUCCACGUUUAAGAGGAAUCAUCGACGCCAUCAGCUCACGUGGCAGGUGUCAACCCUUUUAA